Molecule: messenger RNA, 1418 nt
Organism: Ornithodoros turicata
Lineage: Eukaryota; Metazoa; Arthropoda; Arachnida; Ixodida; Argasidae
Product: E3 ubiquitin-protein ligase RNF19A-like
Biological process (GO): positive regulation of proteasomal ubiquitin-dependent protein catabolic process; protein polyubiquitination; ubiquitin-dependent protein catabolic process
Cellular component (GO): ubiquitin ligase complex; cytoplasm
Molecular function (GO): ubiquitin protein ligase activity; ubiquitin conjugating enzyme binding; zinc ion binding
Source: RefSeq, a predicted model, not a curated record
GGUGAACAUCUCGUGUCCCGAGUGUACAGAAGCCAUCCAUCCAAAUGACAUCAGGGCACUGCUACAGGAUGAGGUGAUGACAUGCAAGUAUGAGACUUUUAUGCUGCGCCGUGUUCUCGUCACAGAAGCAGAUGCCCGCUGGUGUCCUGCUCCGGACUGUGGGUAUGUGGUGAUAGCAACAGGAUGUGCCAGUUGCCCAAAGCUAGUUUGUGAAAGGCCAGGAUGUGGCACAGCAUUUUGCUACCACUGCAAGCAGGAAUGGCAUCCAAACCAGACGUGCGAUGCAGCCCGUGCCCAACGUGCUCCUCCGCAGGACAGCUCUGGACUACAGCGCGACGACAUCAAGCACUGUCCUCGCUGUAUGGUAUACAUAAUCAAGAUGGACGAUGGGUCGUGCAACCAUAUGACGUGCCGUCUAUGCGGCACAGAAUUCUGCUGGCUCUGCAUGAAAGAGAUCUCCGACUUGCAUUAUCUGAGUCCAUCCGGUUGCACCUUUUGGGGAAAGAAGCCCUGGAGCCGUAAGAAAAAGAUUCUCUGGCAACUUGGUAUGCUGGUGGGAGCUCCCGUUGGGAUCGCCCUAAUUGCUGGCAUAGCUGUCCCUGCCAUCAUCAUUGGAAUUCCAGUAUGGGUGGGAAGAAAGUUACAUGCCAAGUAUGACCUGCAAACCCCAUUGAAACGGAACCUAGCCAUGGUAGGAGGUGUGGUGGCUUCCUUCCUUGUGUCCCCUAUCAUUGCUGGCAUAGCCGUAGGUAUUGGAGUCCCCAUCCUGCUGGCUUACGUGUACGGAGUCGUGCCCGUGUCUCUAUGUCGUUCCGGAGGUUGUGGGGUCACCACGUCGGCGUCUGGAGUGCGCAUAGAGUUUGACGAGGACGUGGUUGCUGAUUGGGGUGGGGAACAAGCUCUCAGCAGGAUUGGUGCUGCAGCUACAAUCACUGCUUCCAACACUGCCAUUGCCGGAAACAGUUUGACUGGAUCCAUCACCUCAAACAAGUUGGAGGUACAGGUGGACGUAACAUCUGGCAAGAGACUGAGUAUGAGUAGCGAGACUGCUUCUGCAACGGCCAGCUACAGCGAACGCUCAGCUAAUGCCUUUCUGGUAGCAGACGACAAUGCCAGCACACGAGCACUUGCUGGCUCCAUCAUAGGCUACAGAGAAGGCACAACCCCUGUGGAAGUGCAUGUUAGCCCAGAAGAAGACUACUGCAAGCAGUGCCUUGACAAUGCAAGUGUAACCAAGUUUCUGUCUCAUCUGGGCGGGGAUUGGCCUCCUCUUUCGCCGCUGAUCUGACACCCGACUUUGCACGUCACUCGCAUACCCGCAACUGAAACUCAAUUUCCGCGCAACUUUUACGGGUAUAACAAUCGUUCCACGAAGCGUUUUCUGUGAUUGACUAGGCCAAAUCCUCCAGCAAGAAGAA